GAGAGGGCAGAGCAUCAGCAGGAGACCCAGCCAAUGGAGGAGAUGGACGAAUUCCUUCCUUGUGGGGGAGAUUGUAGGGUUCCUAAUGACACCAUAGUCCAGACAGGAGCUAACACAGGUUGUAGGAGGGAGAGUGAAAAUGAGAGUGUUCCAUAUGAAGUACCAUCCGAACAAGCCAAAUGUGAGGAGCUGAAAGAGAACUUCUGGGAUCAAGGCGGAUCAGUAAGCGAGGAACAGAACCACGUGGAGAAGAGGACAGAGAAAUCCAAUCCUUGUCUGGUUGGAGACUUCAAUGAAAUCCCAGUCCAGCAAACAGAACAGACAGAACUCUGCCUUAGUGCUCAGUGGAGAAUCCACACGGACCUUACAGAAUGUGAAAUGCUUGACACAGGAGAAAAACCAUAUCAGUGCAUGGAAUGUGGGAAGAGCUUCAAUCGCAGUGCAACACUUAGGUCCCAUCAGCGACUCCACACAGGGGACAAACCUUUUGAAUGCUUGGAGUGUGGGAAGAGUUUGUCAGUCCACACAGGGGAAAAACCAUAUAAGUGCUUGGAGUGUGGAAAGAGCUUUAUUCAGAGCUCAAAGUUAACUAGACAUCGAAGAAUGCACACAGGGGAAAAAGUGCAUAGCUGUUCAUACUGUAGCAAGAGUUUCAGUGAUAAAUCAAGCCUUAUUCAACAUCAGCGUAUCCACACUGGGGAAAAACCAUAUAAGUGCUUGGAAUGUGGAAAAAGCUUCAAUCAGAGGGCAAACUUUACUAGACAUCAAAGAAUGCAUACAGGAGAUAAAGCAUAUAGCUGCCCAGACUGUGGGAAGAACUUGUGUGAUAAAUCAAGCCUUCUUCAACAUCAGAGAAUCCACACAGGUGAGAAGCCGUUUAACUGCUCAGAAUGUGGAAAGAACAACAAAGUCCCCUAUGAUAAAGCAAGUCUUAUUCAGCAUCAAAGAGUUCAUACUGGGGAAAAACCAUUUAAAUGCUCAGAAUGUGGAAAGAGGUUCAGUCAUAGAGGAAGCCUUCGUGGACAUCAAAGACUUCACACAGGGGAGAGACCCUACACAUGCUCAGACUGUAGCAAGAGCUUCUUUGCUCUAUCAAGUCUUUUAAAACAUAAAGUAACACACAGAGGGGGAAAGCCAUAUAAAUGCACAGAAUGUGGAAAGAACUUUGGUCAGAGCACUCACCUCAGUUUGGAUGAAAAGAUACAUACAGAGAAGAACAAGUAUAAAUGCACAGGCUGUAGCAAGAAUUUAUGUGAUCAGUCAGGUCUUGUGAGAAUGACAAUGGAAGAAACAAUGUAA
Molecule: messenger RNA, 1299 nt
Organism: Sphaerodactylus townsendi
Lineage: Eukaryota; Metazoa; Chordata; Lepidosauria; Squamata; Sphaerodactylidae
Product: zinc finger protein 501-like
Exons: 4
Coding region: 34-1299 (421 amino acids)
Biological process (GO): regulation of transcription by RNA polymerase II
Cellular component (GO): nucleus
Molecular function (GO): RNA polymerase II transcription regulatory region sequence-specific DNA binding; DNA-binding transcription factor activity, RNA polymerase II-specific
Source: RefSeq, a predicted model, not a curated record